Messenger RNA from Paramuricea clavata, 2369 nucleotides. NCBI's taxonomy places the organism in Eukaryota, Metazoa, Cnidaria, Anthozoa, Malacalcyonacea, Plexauridae. The record is from the annotation of a GenBank genome assembly.
AUGAACGCCGCUUCAAAUAAUACGACAUUUCUUUUCACCUCUGAAUCCGUGGGAGAAGGACAUCCCGGUAAGUUUAUGCUUAGGUACUAUUUAAGUCAUAUUAAAUUUUUGAGCAUGUUAGUGGUUUUUCGUCGAAGAAAAUAUGGAACUCAGUUUCACCUAUAUACAAUAUUCAAGACGUUCGAGUUUAUACAAAUGCUCUUGUCUUAGUUAGCUCUUUAAGCCUGGUUCACACUGGCAAUUUCGUCGGCGAUUUUGUGUUUCUGACGGAUGCAAAUGAGUGACUCGCACACAAAAGUAUAGUCUCUUUUCAGAAGUAAACAAGUUGCUAUUCAGUUUUUUGCAUGUCAUUCGUUCGAUCACAUUUGCCAGGAGGUCGAGAAAAAUCGCCGACCGGGAACUGCUAGUGUGAAACAGGCUUAAAUUAUUAUAUAAUAUAAUUAGUUCGAAAUUUCUAAAUCGUAAAUGUAGUUUAGAGCGACCUAAUGUACUUCUCUGUCCAAUUUUUAGAUAAGAUUUGUGACCAAGUUUCAGAUGCUGUCUUAGAUGCACAUUUAGCUCAAGAUCCUAACGCCAAAGUCGCUUGCGGUAUGUUUUUAGUAUGUUGUAAAAUAUCGAAAGUAGCAGCUUUCCCUACUUUUGGUUUUAGAUGUCGAUCAACACUCGGUUGGGAUAAAAGGCGGAUGCGGAUACGGAACGGAACGGAUAAUACUAAGAACCCGGAGAGCAUAUAUGGGGAUAAAACGCGGAUUUUGUAAUAAAACGCGAAUAUGCUCAUAUGCAUGCAUAGCGAUAAAACUAGAUUUUGUGCCCAAUAUGUUUCUUAGUCCUCACCACCCAAAAAAAUUAACAACUGUUCUGUCGCCACUGGGUGAAAACCUAGAAACUUGAAAUUUUGAAGAUACAUUAAAGUUUCAGAUUUAAUCUUCUACAUACAAUUAUCUAUUUUAUAGGUGCAAUACUCAUGUGUUGUUUACUGAAUUAUAUUUCAUUAAAUUUCCCUGCCAGUACUAGUAACUGCACAUAAUUUUAAUAAAAUACCUUACAGCAAUUCAAGCGUGUUAUUUCUUUUAUAAUAAAAUCCCGUAUUACCAGGUAUAUUGAACUUCGAGACAAAUAGCCUUCGCUUUAAACCUGAAGUGCCCUUGAAAUAUUUCAGGUAGUUCAGACACAAAUCACUGUAGCUUGCUGUAGAAUACUACUUAAACUAUAGGGCCCUACAUUGGAGAUGUCUUUAUCAGGUAGUCCAGACAUAAACCACGACAAGUUACUGUAUAGAAUACUUCCUACAUAGAACAACCUACACACGCUUUUCAAGGCACUUUUAAGAGAGCUAAACUGCCCAUGAGCGGAUGAGCCCAUAAAGUUUACUCGCCAAUUGAUGAUUUCCGUGAAUUUUUAACUAGAGUCUGCGUCAAAAACUGGCAUGAUUAUGGUGUUUGGUGAAAUCACGUCCAAAGCCGUAGUGGACUACCAGAAAGUUGUUCGUGGUACCAUCAAGCGCAUUGGCUAUGACGAUAGCAACAAAGGUAUCGUGGAUUAAUCCAACACUUACCCAAAUGGGCUGUGGAUAAACAAAGUAAAAUUGCAAUGUAGGAUUAUUAGGGUACAUUGCAACUUAUUGGGUUUUGACAACAAAAAGCCCCCGUCCCUCAUUAAUGACUAGCAGUUUCCCCUUGACAAGUGAAAUUGGCUGGGGAUAGACAGAGUAAAAUAAAAAUAAACUGUACACAGGGCACAUUGCACCUUAAUGGUUAACAAGAAACACGGGUAGAAGGUAAUCCUGGAUAAUGCGUUCACAUAAAGAGACAUUAUUGUGUACGCUCAAAUAUAUACAGAAAUAUUAGCAGGAUAGUCUCUGGUUAACCAUUAACGCCCAACACUUUCCCCUUUAUAAGUUAAGUUGUCUGGUGUUGGGCAGAUUAAAAGAGCAACAAAGGGUUGAAUUCUUGUAGCUUAUGGAGUAAUCAAUAUUGCACAAGUGUCUUUCUUUAAUUAAUAAGUGAAAACAUCUAGCAUUUACGUUAUGUGGCCAGCGAUUAUAAUCUACGAAUUGAUUUUUAGGAUUUGAUUACAAAACAUGCAAUGUGUUAGUUGCGGUUGAACAACAAAGUCUCGACAUUGCUGCAGGAGUUCACAAAGGACGGAAGGAUGAGGAAAUUGGAGCGGGUGAUCAAGGUCUGAUGUUCGGUUAUGCAACCGAUGAGACAGAUGAGUUAAUGCCCCUCACCGUCAUACUGUCACACAAGCUGAAUGAAAAGAUGGCUGAUAGUCGUCGUGAUGGAUCAAUCCCGUGGCUGAGACCUGACACGAAAACCCAAGUGACUGUAGAGUAUAAGCAAGAAGGAGGUGUGCUUGUACCACAGUGA